AUGGAGAUCAGGUGGUUUAAAGGGACAGACUGCAUUUACCUGUACCAGAAUGGUCAGGUGACAGAGGGGAGGGGCUACGAGGGCAGAGUGAGUGUGUUCACAGACGAGCUGGAGAAUGGAAACGUAUCUCUGAAGCUAAAGGAUGUCCAGGAGUCAGAUGGAGGAGAAUACAGGUGUGAGGUGACUUGUGGAAAAGAGAAGAUAGAAAACAGCAUAGUUCACCUGCAUAUAUCAGAAAUUGAAGAUUUGAUAUGGCACAGACCCUCAGCCUCCCCUGUUCAGGCCUUGGCUUAUCGCCGGUUUAACACAGUCCGUGCUAACGCUGGGGACACUGUCCGCCUGCCCUGUCGCCUCGCACCUGAAAUCAGUGCAGCGGCCAGAGAGAUCCGGUGGUUUAAGGGGACGGACUGUAUUGAAGUGUAUCAAAGAAGCUAUGAACAAACAUCGUCUGUGAGAGAUGUGUCUCUGACACUGAGAGAUGUUAAAGUCACAGAUUCUGGACAAUACAGGUGUGAAAUGCUUGGAGAGAAGAAAGAGGAGAUCUCAGUUAUUCAUCUGCACGUGUCCGAGUUUAAACUGGUCUUCGAUUCAAAAGAUGUUGGAAAGCUGUCUUACGUUCGACCUCUGGGAUACAAAGACAGGAAGAGGAGCCUCCCGGAUUUUAAUCAUCAUUCUUUUUUUGGUGAUGCCAUCCUGCCCUGUUACCUCUCUCCUGAAACCAGUGCUGUUGCCAUGGAGAUCAGGUGGUUUAAAGGGACAGACUGCAUUUACCUGUACCAGAAUGGUCAGGUGACAGAGGGGAGGGGCUACGAGGGCAGAGUGAGCAUGACGGACGAGCUGCCGAGAGGAAACGUGUCUCUAAGGCUGAUAGAUGCUCAAAAGUCAGACAGUGGAAAAUACAGCUGUGAGGUCACUCAUGGAGAGUACAAGGUGAAGACGAACGUAGUUCAUCUGACCAUAUCAGCCUCUUAUUCACAGACUCAUUCAGGGCGUCCGACAGAAUGA
Colossoma macropomum (tambaqui) is the source of this 1005-nucleotide messenger RNA. Its product is annotated as butyrophilin-like protein 2. NCBI's taxonomy places the organism in Eukaryota, Metazoa, Chordata, Actinopteri, Characiformes, Serrasalmidae. The transcript has 7 exons. The coding region runs from base 1 to 1005 and encodes 334 amino acids. The record is from RefSeq and is a predicted model, not a curated record.